Exophiala mesophila is the source of this 1455-nucleotide messenger RNA. RefSeq lists its product as uncharacterized. Gene Ontology annotation, cellular component: membrane. Gene Ontology annotation, molecular function: zinc ion transmembrane transporter activity. Lineage: Eukaryota; Fungi; Ascomycota; Eurotiomycetes; Chaetothyriales; Herpotrichiellaceae. The transcript is spliced from 2 exons. The record is from RefSeq and is a predicted model, not a curated record. Gene Ontology annotation, biological process: intracellular zinc ion homeostasis; zinc ion transmembrane transport. Bases 76 to 1311 code for a protein of 411 amino acids.
CUGAAAUAUAACUCUACAGUCGCGUGCCCCUUCUCUCAACUUCAUCAGAGAUCUGGGAUCUCCCUUCAUCGCAGAAUGGCAUCUUUCCACAUCCCUGUUAGGUUACCUCGCUAUGCUCUCUACGCUUUGGUCCUUGGGCUCGUCUCGUGUGUUUGUGCGGAGAAGUGGGCUGGACCUGAUGUCGGCUCACUGACUCCAGAGCAGAUUGAGGAGAACCUCCAGCAAUGUUCAUUUGUGAAGCAAUUGUCAGAGCACAAAGCCAGCAGCGUUCCCGCUUCCACCUCCUUGACGACCCGAUUGUUCGAGGUACUCUUCCCAUCAUCGUCCCCGGCGAUAAAUGCUCUCCUAGCAACCGCGUACAUUUCAGGGCCACCCAACUUCCUCCUAGCCUUAUGCCCGCCGAAUAUCGACCCUUCGUCGCUGAGCAUCAUGGUGGCAUUUGCCGUGGGCGGGCUGUUGGGCGAUACUCUCUUUCAUCUCUUACCAGAAAUCUUCUUGGGGGAAGAUGAGCAUGACAAGGUCAAAUUCGUCCUGAUCGAGCCUAACAGAAAUCUACUACUGGGUGUGGGAAUUAUUGUUGGGCUUGUAACGUUCAUGGGGAUGGACAAGGCUCUAAGAAUAGCAACGGGAGGUGGCGGUCACUCUCACGAUCACGGUCCAGCCCUUGUUGACCAUGCACACGCAGUCAAUGGCUCUGCCUCUGGCGUCCCUGAGAAGGAGACCAGUGGUGAGUUGCGUAAACGGAAGGGCGGAAAAAAGGAGAAAGAGGUGGUGGCGGAGCCGGCCCCCAUCAGUCCGUCAGUCAAGCUGGCAGGUGUGCUCAAUCUGAUCGCAGACUUUACGCACAAUAUCACCGACGGCCUGGCGCUGUCCACGUCAUUCUAUGCAUCCCCCGCCUUAGGGGCAACGACCACCAUGGCCGUCUUCUUCCACGAGAUUCCACAUGAGGUAGGGGACUUUGCUCUCCUCAUCCAGUCCGGCUUCUCAAAGCGCAAGGCCAUGGGGGCGCAAUUUCUGACCGCCGUGGGCGCCUUCCUCGGAACUUUGAUCGGUAUCUUUGUUCAAGAGUAUGGGAGCGGUGCUGGCGAGGAUGCCGGACCGGCAGAGGGAAUCUGGGGGACUAGUCUCCAGUGGGGAGAUAUGCUCCUCCCCUUCACGGCCGGCACUUUCCUCUACGUUGGAACCGUGGCAGUGAUCCCGGAACUGCUCGAGACAGGACCCAAUAAGAAGGAAGAGUUGAAAAAGACAGUCCUGCAAUUCACUGCAAUGGCUGUCGGAGCAGGAAUCAUGUUGGGCAUCUCGUGGUCCUGAAAUGGCAGUACUGUGGAAAAAUGUAACAACCGCGAACAUAGACUCUUUUAAAAUCGUUUAAGCUCGACUUGUUCAGCAAUAUGAGUUUACAGGGAUAUGGAUAUUGCCAAGCACCUAUCUAGGUAUAUGCAAUUAGACUUCGUU